Messenger RNA from Sclerotinia sclerotiorum 1980 UF-70, 120 nucleotides. RefSeq lists its product with no specific name. Lineage: Eukaryota; Fungi; Ascomycota; Leotiomycetes; Helotiales; Sclerotiniaceae. Bases 1 to 120 code for a protein of 39 amino acids. The record is from RefSeq and is a predicted model, not a curated record. The transcript has 2 exons.
AUGCGUGUUAUGGUAAAAGGACCAGCCUUUACAUGGACCAUAAACCGUCAACCAUAUAUCAAUUCUUUGAUCACUGUUGAGAAAACCCAGGGAUGCGUGAUCUGCUUUAAAUCAUCUUAA